AUGUCUCUCCCACAGGCUUGCGCUGUCCUCGUAUGCAUUCCGCUUGUUUGCGCCUCACUCCCGAGUCUCAACAAUACCAGUAUCAUCCAUACACUCGAUACCAGCGACUCUCCAUGCAGCAAUAACACCAGAACCUUGUGGAACAUUCUCUUGAGCUGUGGCUUAACUCUAUUUGCAUGUACAUGGACUGCAAUUCAUACCAACAUUCCGGGUAUGGACGAGGCAAAAUUUGCCAUUACCUCUCGUCGUGUGUUCAUCAUGGUCAUGGCGUUGAUCGCCCCAGAACUCAUCACCACCUGGGCCACACGGCAGUUUUUCAGCGCCCAAUGGACAAUGACCCAUGGGUUCUUCGCAUGGAUGGGUGGAUUUAUGCUCUAUGUUGAUGGCAAGCCGCGAGCUACUCUUGCUCCUGAUGAACUCCUGCGGUUUGUUCGUGACGGAUCCGUCGAUAUUCCUCUUAUCUCGGAGGCCGAGAUAGAAGAUCGAAGUAAGGGUGAUGCACUAUCGAAAGGUAUCGCCCUUCUUCAGUUGUUGUGGUUUGUCAUUCAGCUCGUCGCCCGUUACGAUCAGAACCUUUCGACCACCCUGCUUGAAAUCAACACCUUGGCUGCAGCUGCUCUGACCUGCGUUUUAUAUGGCUUGUGGUGGAAGAAGCCCAAGGAUGUGGGAUGCCCUUACGUUGUUCAUUGGAAGGGAAGAGCAUCACCGAUCGGCUUCACCUACGAAUCAGAUGUAACUUCCUUUGAUGCUUCCCCUCUCAAUUAUAUCACAUAUCCCUUUACCAGUCUUAUGGGCUUUGGGGCCGAUAUUUCCCCCAGUGCUGCCCGUUAUCACCGUGUCCCAUCUCUAGGUGGCUACGGUGAGUAUAAUGCUAAGAUAGUACUUGUCAUUGGAUGUUUCAGUGGGAUGGUGUUUGGAGGGAUACAUUGUCUGGGCUGGAAUUACUUAUUUCAUAGACAUGCAGAACACAUGUUAUGGCGUGCGGCUUCCAUUAGCAUAGCAUGUGCGCCGGUACUUAUUUUGCUUCAUUGUGUGUAUUUGAUGUGGACAUUCAGUUUUGCGUAUUUGGGCGGGGUGAUCGCGGUACUCCUUAUGUUCAUCAGCACUUUGAUAUAUAUUGUUGCACGCAUUAUGCUAAUUGUACUCAUGAUAAUGAGCUUACGAUCGCUGCCUCUUGGCGUAUACGACACAGUAGCUUGGACUACGUUUAUUCCACAUUUCAAUAUGUAGUUUCAUUACAUCGUUGUAUCAGAGUACUGGUUCUUCCGGGAUCACCGUCAGAAUCAGAGGUGCGGGUACGGAUAAGUUCGAACAUAGCAGGUCGCCAUUCUAGACUAUGGAGAACGCUCACAAUUUAUCAGUAAGGUUGAAAUCGACCUUCUCGACAAAGUCGCAUGACGCGUGCUUUCUCUUGCUGGCCUUAUGCCUCAACAACC
Suillus clintonianus is the source of this 1436-nucleotide messenger RNA. RefSeq lists its product as uncharacterized. NCBI's taxonomy places the organism in Eukaryota, Fungi, Basidiomycota, Agaricomycetes, Boletales, Suillaceae. The transcript is spliced from 3 exons. The record is from RefSeq and is a predicted model, not a curated record. Bases 1 to 1230 code for a protein of 409 amino acids.